Messenger RNA from Brassica rapa (field mustard), 1758 nucleotides. RefSeq names its product probable disease resistance protein At4g19520. The record is from RefSeq and is a predicted model, not a curated record. Gene Ontology annotation, biological process: defense response. Gene Ontology annotation, molecular function: protein binding. NCBI's taxonomy places the organism in Eukaryota, Viridiplantae, Streptophyta, Magnoliopsida, Brassicales, Brassicaceae.
UAAAUUGCGCGCUGGAGUUCACAUCAACUGGGAUGAUUUCAAGCCGAUGUAUAAUCUCAGGUUUCUUAAGAUAUAUAUCUCUAACCAAUCAGGAGGUUUACAACCAUGGAAGGAAUAUAUGACUCUAGAGAACAAUUUCAGUGUACAUAAGCUUAGGUUUCUACAUUGGGAUGCAUAUCCUUUUACAACCUUGCCUACCAGUAUCAGUCCAGAUUGUCUUGUUGAACUAAAGCUGUGUUACAGCAAGCUCAAGACCCUUUGGCGUGGAACACCGAAACUUGUGAAACUGAUGAAACUAGAUUUGACCGGAUCUAAGGAUCUAACAAAACUUCCAAAUCUCAAGGAAGCAAAGUCUCUAGAGGAGUUGAUACUGAAAGGUUGCAGCUCCUUGGAACGGAUUCCACACUCCAUAUGCAAAUUAUCUAGACUCCAGAAAAUUGAUGUGUCCAACUGUGACAGGCUGGAAAAGCUGAACAUCAGUAUAUCCGAUUCUAAAGAUAAUGGCUUUGAAGACACAAGCAUGUGCCUUAGAUCAGUCCACAUGUUUUUCUUUGGCACAGAGCCGUUUGUGGGAAAUAAACUGGGGUGCUCUCUUACAGACCCAUCAAUCAGAGGCAACUUACAAAUCUACUUGAAGCUUCUUGAAGGAUCUGCAGAUCAUCUAUCUUUUGUUUCUGAGGACCACGUCUGUCAUGACGUGGACCUCAAGUCACCUCCCUACGGUUUUAAAUCACUGGACAUCAUGCGGUUUAAGUGGAUUGAGAAGGGUAGUGAGUCCAAAUGUAAUAGCUUCUCAGGGUUCCCAUGGUUACAGGAGUUAAAUCUCAUCAACCUAAACAUCAAGAAGAUUCCAGAUGACAUUGACCAGAUGCACGUCCUAGAGAAGUUGGACCUCAGUGGGAAUCUUUUUGAGAAGUUACCUACGACAAUGAGUCAUCUCACCAAGUUGAAACAUCUGACGCUUUCCAACUGCCGCAGCCUUGAAGAACUGCCAGAACUAUCUCAGGUUGAGAGUCUAACACUUUCUGACUGUACCAACCUCCGAACUCUGGUGAAGAAACAUCAAGGAACAACAUACAAUCUCCUUGAGCUUUGGCUUGACAACUGCAAGAAAAUUGAGUCGUUACCAAAUGAGCUUAAGCAUUUCACCAAGCUGACAUGUUUAGAUCUCAGCAGACACGAUUUCAGGACAAUAUCGUCAAAGAUGGUGGGCGAGCUAACCUCCUUGGCAACUCUCAGUCUCAAUUACUGCAACAACCUUGUAUCACUGUCAGGGCUUCCACUGAGUCUCAAGUGUUUAAAUGCACAUGGCUGCAAGUCUUUAAAGACUUAUUCCCUUCAGGCCGCGCAUUCUAUUGAUCGCCUAGAUCUUAGCCCUUGCCCCAAUGGGAAGGACUAUAGUACAUUCACCAGGUUUCCAGCUGGAAGACGCAGUAAAGAGGUACCAGUAUGUGCUUGUCCUUGCUUCCAGGAAACAACAACACGUCGUAAGGUUAAACAUGCGACUUGUAGUCACAUGUCAAUCUUCUUGAGGUGUUUAAAGUCAUGGUUGUGGGAUUUCUUCCUGUGUUUAUUGGCUGUGGUUGUCGGCAUUUUUCUUGCGGUGAUAACCGAUCAUGUCAUCGCAACUACAUUAUUAAUGACUAUUUUUAUGUAUCUGAGGUUGUAAGAAACUACAUUAUAGGAGAUGUGUAAGUGUUUCAGUAACAUUUUAUUUUCAGUUGCUGAAUCAAAAGAGCUAUUGAAUGAUUCAUUUCA